Molecule: messenger RNA, 2040 nt
Organism: Orycteropus afer afer
Lineage: Eukaryota; Metazoa; Chordata; Mammalia; Tubulidentata; Orycteropodidae
Gene: PLOD2
Product: procollagen-lysine,2-oxoglutarate 5-dioxygenase 2
Biological process (GO): peptidyl-lysine hydroxylation
Cellular component (GO): endoplasmic reticulum
Molecular function (GO): L-ascorbic acid binding; procollagen-lysine 5-dioxygenase activity; iron ion binding
Source: RefSeq, a predicted model, not a curated record
CUAGUCAUAACUGUAGCAACAAAAGAAAGUGAUGGAUUUCAUCGAUUUAUGCAGUCUGCCAAAUACUUCAAUUAUACUGUGAAGGUCCUUGGUCAAGGAGAAGAGUGGAGAGGUGGUGAUGGAAUCAAUAGUAUUGGAGGAGGCCAAAAAGUGAGAUUAAUGAAAGAAGUCAUGGAUCAUUAUGCCAGUCAAGAGGAUCUGGUUAUAUUAUUUACUGAAUGUUAUAAACCAACACCUAUAAAACCUAUUAUAUUAAAAAUUCAAGGUUUUAUUGGCUAUGCUCCAUAUGUUAACCGUAUAGUUCAGCAGUGGAAUCUCCAGGAUAAUGACGAUGAUCAGCUCUUUUACACUAAAAUUUAUAUUGAUCCAUUGAAGAGAGAAGCUAUUAACAUCACACUGGAUCACAAAUGCAAAAUUUUCCAGACUUUAAAUGGAGCUAUAGAUGAAGUUGUUUUGAAAUUUGAAAAUGGCAAAGCCAGAGCUAAGAAUGUUUUUUAUGAAACAUUACCAGUGGCAAUUAAUGGAAAUGGACCCACCAAGAUUAUACUGAAUUAUUUUGGAAACUAUGUACCUAAUGCGUGGACACAGGACAAUGGAUGCACUCUUUGUGAUGUGAAUGUAAUUGACUUAUCUGCAGUAGAUGUCUAUCCAAAUGUAACAAUAGGCAUUUUUAUUGAGCAACCUACUCCUUUCCUACCUCGAUUUCUGGACACAUUAUUGACAUUGGAUUACCCGAAAGAAGCCCUUAAACUCUUCAUUCACAACAAAGAAGUUUAUCAUGAAAAGGACAUCAAGGCAUAUUUUGAUAAAGCUAAACAUGAAAUCAGUGCUAUAAAAAUAGUAGGACCAGAAGAAAACCUAAGUCAAGCUGAAGCCAGGAACAUGGGAAUGGAUUUUUGCCGUCAGGAUGAAAAGUGCAAUUACUACUUUAGUGUGGAUGCAGAUGUUGUUUUGACCAAUCCAAGAACUUUAAAAAUUUUGAUUGAACAAAACAGGAAAAUCAUUGCCCCUCUGGUCACUCGUCAUGGAAAGCUGUGGUCCAACUUCUGGGGAGCAUUGAGUCCUGAUGGAUAUUAUGCUCGAUCUGAAGAUUAUGUAGACAUUGUUCAAGGCAACAGAGUAGGGCUAUGGAAUGUGCCAUAUAUGGCCAAUGUGUACUUGAUUAAAGGAGAGACACUCCGAUCAGAGAUGAAUGAAAGAAACUAUUUUGUUCGUGAUAAAUUGGAUCCUGAUAUGGCUCUUUGCCGAAAUGCUAGAGAAAUGACUUUACAAAGGGAAAAAGACUCCCCUACUCCGGAAACAUUCCAAAUGCUCAGCCCCCCAAAGGGUAUGUUUAUGUACAUUUCUAAUAGACAUGAAUUUGGAAGGCUGUUAUCAACUGCUAAUUACAAUACUUCCCAUUAUAACAAUGACCUCUGGCAGAUCUUUGAAAAUCCUGUGGACUGGAAGGAAAAGUAUAUAAACCGAGACUAUUCAAAGAUUUUCACUGAAAAUUUGGUCGAACAGCCUUGUCCAGAUGUCUUUUGGUUCCCCAUCUUUUCUGAAAAAGCCUGUGAUGAAUUGGUGGAAGAAAUGGAGCAUUAUGGCAAGUGGUCUGGGGGAAAACAUCAUGAUAGCCGUAUAUCUGGUGGUUAUGAAAACGUCCCAACUGAUGACAUCCACAUGAAGCAAAUUGAUCUGGAGAAUGUAUGGCUCCAUUUCAUCCGGGAGUUUAUUGCACCUGUUACACUGAAGGUCUUUGCAGGCUAUUAUACAAAGGGGUUUGCGCUACUGAAUUUUGUAGUAAAAUACUCACCCGACAGACAGCGUUCUCUUCGUCCUCAUCACGAUGCGUCUACAUUUACCAUCAACAUUGCGCUCAAUAAUGUGGGAGAAGAUUUUCAGGGUGGUGGAUGCAAAUUUCUAAGGUACAAUUGCUCCAUUGAGUCACCAAGAAAAGGCUGGAGUUUCAUGCAUCCUGGGAGACUCACACAUCUGCACGAAGGACUUCCUGUUAAAAAUGGAACACGAUACAUUGCAGUGUCAUUUAUAGAUCCCUGA